UUGUGCCGCGCCGCGGUCACGACAGACUAAUGUUUCAAAAAUUUUUUUACUACCAAAAAAUACAUACAAAUAACAAAAAAAAUUAAUAAAUAAAUUUAUAUAUAAAUUUUUAAUUGAAAAAAAAAUUAUUAACUUUUUAAUAACAGCUAUUGGUUUUGCAAUUUUUUCGGUAAAUUUCAUUUCUAUCAGUGAUCAUUGAUUUAAUACAUCACAAACAAAAGAAUUUUAAAUAUAAAUAAUUAAUUUUUUUAUUUGUUUUUUUAAAAAAAUAUAUAAUUAUGAUAAUAAAUUUAUAUAUAUUUUUUUUUUUUAAUAUUAACAAAUAUAUUAAUUGAAUAAUAUGUUGAUUUAUUUUAAAAUAAACAUUAUUAACUGACCAACGGAAAUGGACACUUGUGAAGUGGGUGAUAAAUUUUAUUAAUGAUUAAAUAGUAUUAUUUAUUAUUUUUAUAAUUUAUAUUAUUUAAAUUGUGGCUAAAAUUAUAUACUACAGUAAUACAGAGAGCUUUUUUUUUUUUUUACUCUUUUUUUUGGGUGAAGUUUUUUUUAUUUUUUUGUGUAUCGAUUUAUAAUAUUUAUGUAGUGACUUAUUAGUAUUUUAUAAAAAUUAUUUUUGAUUUUGUGAAUACCCAAAGUGGAAGUGAACUUAUUAAUUAAAGAAAUUUAUAAUAUUUUUUUAUUGAUCAAAGCGUGUGCGUUUAUUAUAAUUAUUAUUAUUUUAAUGUUGGAUAUCUGUAUUCGAUCUGUCAGAUUUAUUCAAUGCGACGACAGAUGCUACGAUGAGAACCAAAUAGUCAUCGUACAUUGAAGAAAGUAAAGUCAAGAGAAACCGGUCGACAUUUAUUUUCAAAAAAAAAAAAUAAAAUAAAAUAAAAAAACUGUCGUAAUGAAUUAUCUUUGGGCGUUGUUACUUCAGUUGAUAUUCAACUCGCACUAUGGAAGUGCCAUAGACAUAUCACAAUGUAUCGGUCCUCUGGGAAUGGAAGCUGGAAUAAUACCGGAUUCUGAUAUUACUGCUAGUUCGAGUUUUGACAGUGGAAAUGUUGGACCUCAUCAUGCGAGACUUAAACAAGAGCGUAAUGGUGGUGCAUGGUGUCCAAAAAAUCAAGUUACAACUGAACCCCAUGAAUGGCUUGAAAUUGAUUUACAUACUGUCCAUGUCAUUACAGCAACUAGUACACAGGGUCGUUUUGGCAAUGGUCAGGGUGUUGAAUAUGCCGAAGCUUAUGUUCUUGAAUAUUGGAGACCAAAACUUGGAAAGUGGGUUCGUUAUCGAGACGUUAAUGGUGAAGAAGUAAUUAAAGGAAAUACAAAUACAUAUCUUGAAUCAAAACAUGAACUAGAGCCAACAAUAUGGGCAAGUAAAAUACGUUUUAUGCCAUACAGUUAUCAUCGUAGAACAGUUUGUAUGCGUGUUGAAUUAUAUGGCUGUCAAUGGAAUGAUGGUAUUGUAUCAUAUGAAAUGCCACAAGGUGAUAAAAAAAGUACUUGGGAAUUUUUUGAUGCAUCAUAUGAUGGCUAUUGGGAUGGUGGUGAAUUAAGACGUGGUCUUGGACAAUUAACUGAUGGUUUAAUUGGUCCAGAAGAUUAUAAAUCUGGAUUUUAUAGUGGUGGACAAGGAUGGAUUGGAUGGAAAAAUGAUACAAGAGUUGGUCAUCCACUUGAUAUUAAAUUUGAAUUUGAUCGUGUACGUGAAUUUUCAGCCGUACAUAUUUUUUGUAAUAAUCAAUUCACCAAAGAUGUUCAGGUAUUUUCCCAGGUCGAUAUACUUUUUAGUAUUGGUGGUAAAUAUUAUACUGGUGAUCCAAUAAUUUAUGCAUACAUGGAAGAUAAAAUAUUUGAAACACCUCACAAUAUAUCAAUAAAAUUACACCAUCGUAUUGGUAAAUUUAUAAAGCUACGUUUUACUUAUGCAGCAAAAUGGCUACUUAUAAGUGAAAUAACAUUUGAUUCAGAUAUUGCGCAUGGCAACUUUACACCGGAAAAUUCACCCCCAACAGAUCCAACAUUUAUACAAAAUCAGAGUACUUUAUCAAAAGAUAGUACAUCACAUCAAGCUGAAAUACCCGUGUCAACAGUUAAACAAGAUGAUCCAACAUAUAUUGCUGUUGUAAUUGGUUGUUCAGCAGCAUUUAUAUUAUUAUCAAGUGUAUUAAUAGCAUUUAUUAUUAGAAAAAAUGAACAAAGAAAAGCAUUUACAAAUACAAUUAAUAAUAAAAAUGUUAUAACAAGUAAUAAUCAUCAACAUUUAACAACAGAAUCAAAUUAUGGUACUGGUAUUGAAAAAGAUAAUUCAUUAAUGACAUAUAGAGUUGAUGAAUAUGAUGAUAGAUAUGCUGGUGGUAAAUUUGCAACAUUACCAAGAGAUCUUAAUGAUCGUUUACUCGGUGAUGUUAGACUUGAUGAAUAUCAAGAACCAUUUCAUGAUAAUAAAUAUCGUGAACAAUCACAAGCUGCUUAUUAUGGAUAUAGUACUGUUGUUAUUGACAAUAAAGAUUUACAUGAUCAUAUUGAAUGUUCAGAUCCUACUUAUGACUAUGCUGUUCCAAUGCCCGUACCAAGUACCAGUAGUGAGCACGAAAGUGUUUUUUCAAAAUCAUCAUCGUCAAGAGGAAGUGCAAAGGCAUGCUUGCAGAGUUUUUUUCCACCGCCACCACCACCACCAAUGAGUAUACCACCCAUUCGUGGUCCCAACAAUGCAACGCAUUCAAAUCCUCCAAGUCCUCAGCUAAUAACAGAGCGUGAACGACGAGGCAGUAAACGUCGAGAUCAUGCGCACACAAGAUACGCAUAUAUAAUACAAUGCACAGAUCUUUCGCAAUGUAUUGGUCCGUUGGGCAUGGAAUCUGGGGCAAUUGCUGAUGAAGAUAUUACAGCAAGUUCAAGCUUUGAUAGUGGAAAUGUUGGACCACGUCAAGCAAGAUUAAGAACAGAAAAUAAUGGUGGUGCAUGGUGUCCAAAAGCCCAAAUAACAAGUGAACCACGUGAAUGGUUGGAAAUUGAUUUACAUACAGUAUAUCUGAUAACUUCAACAAAUACCCAGGGUCGUUUUGGUAAUGGUAUGGGUGUUGAAUAUGCUGAAGGAUAUCUACUAGAAUAUUGGCGUCCUCGACUUGGUAAAUGGGUGCGUUAUCGUGACAUCAAAGGAAAUGAGGUAAAAUUUUAUUUUUCAAACAGAUUUUUAUGAUAAAAAUAAAAAUCAUUUAAGAAUACUUGAAAAAAAUCAAUGCCUUUUUUUCUUUAGAUUAUCAAAGCAAAUACAAAUACAUAUUUGGAAUGUAAAAAUGAAUUAGAUCCACCAAUUUGGGCAAGUAAAAUUCGUUUUUUUCCCUACAGCAAUCACAGAAGAACAGUCUGUAUGAGAGUUGAAAUUUAUGGAUGUUAUUGGAUCGAUGGUAUUGUCUCGUAUUCUAUGCCCCAGGGAGACAAAAGGGGAAAUGAGUGGGAAUUUUUUGAUGUUACAUAUGAUGGAUAUUGGGAUGGUGAAUUGACAAAUGGUCUUGGUCAAUUAAUUGAUGGUAAAAUUGGUCCAGAUAAUUUUAAAAUGGGCUAUUAUGAUAAUGAAAAAAAUCAAGGAUGGAUUGCAUGGAAAAAUGAUACAAGAUUUAAUAAACCAAUUGAAAUUAAUUUUGAAUUUGAUAAAAUACGUGAAUUUGCUGCUGUACAUUUAUACUGUAAUAAUCAAUUUAGUCGUGAUGUUCAAGUUUUUUCACAAGUUGAAAUAUCAUUUAGUAUUGGUGGUAAUUAUUUUACUGGUGAGCCAAUUAUUUAUACAUACAUGGAAGAUAAAAUAUUUGAAUCAUCAAGAAAUAUAACAAUAAAACUUCAUCAUAGAAUUGGUAAAUUUGUAAAACUUCAACUUUAUUUUUCAUCAAAAUGGAUUAUGUUAAGUGAAAUUGUAUUUGAUUCUGAUAUUGCACAUGGUAAUUUUACACCAGAAGAAUUUUUAUUAACAACUGAAUUGCCAUCACAAACUGAUGAUAUACCAGAUGAUAAAAAAUUUAUAAAAAAAUUAAACAAUGAAAUACCAGUAUUUACAGCUAAAAAAGAUGAUCCAACAUAUAUGGCUGUUAUUAUUGGUAUAUUAACAGCACUUAUAUUAUUACUUGGUGUAUCAAUAUUUUUUAUAGUAACACGUCAUAGACAAAGAAAAUGUUUUGCAAGUCCAAUGGCUGUUAAAGUACCAUCACAUCUUGGUUCAACAUGUGCAACUGUUGAGAAAGGUGCUGCAUUAAUGGCAUUUACAUUGGAAGACGAUGAAAGAUAUCCAGCAGGUGGAUCUGUGACGAAUACUUCAACAAUGAAUCAUGAUGUUGACAAUCGUACAGUUGAUAUUGUCAAACUUGAUGAUUAUCAAGAACCUUAUCAAGCAUUAAAACAUGCUCCAUACUACAGUUACAGUACAAUAAUCAUGGAAAUGAAAGAUAUGAUGUUUAACAACAUGUCAUCAAAUGCAAUUAAUUAUUCAGCUGUACCUGAAUUAAAUAGUACAACAGUACCAUUAUUAAAUUGUGAAACUGGUGCAUAUUCAACUCAUGAUAUUGUAUCAAGUUCCAUGUCAAGUGCAAGUGAUCAAGAAAGUAUAUUUUCAAAAGGCUCAUCACAAAAUAGUCGAGUCAAUGAUAAAAAUUCACCAACACAACAGGAUGUGCUUACUGCAUUAAAAAAACGCUUGGAGCAAUCAACUGUUCCUCUUUUUCCUCGACAUAGACUACGAAUGCUUUCAAAACUUGCUGAAGGAGCUUUUGGAACGAUAUAUGUUGCUGAAGCUGAAGGAAUACCAGAAUAUGGAACAUCAAUGACAACUCUUGGUAAAAGAUUAGUUGCUGUUAAAUUUUUAUUAACCGAAGCAAGUGAAAAAGAAAAACAAGAUUUUCAACGUGAUGUGAGAAUACUAGCAGCACUUGAAGAUAUUAAUAUUGCAAGAGUACUUGGUGCUUGUUGUCGUGAAGAACCAUAUUGUGUUGUGAUGGAAUAUUUAGAGCAUGGUGAUCUUUGUCAAUUUCUUAAAUCACAUAUCACUAUUGAUGACUCGCAUUCAAUGCCAAUUGGUGUUAAAACACUCAGUUUUAAUUGUUUAAUUUAUAUGGCAGCACAAAUUGCAUCUGGUAUGAGAUAUUUAGAAAAUUUAAAUUUUGUACAUCGAGAUUUAGCAACGAGAAAUUGUCUAGUUGGAAAAGCUUAUCAUAUUAAAAUAUCAGAUUUUGGCACUGAUAACGAACUCUAUGCCAAUGAUUAUUAUAAAGUUGAAGAUGGUGCACUUCUUCCAGUUCGUUGGAUGGCUUGGGAAUGUGUUUUAUUGAAAAAAUAUACAACAAAAAGUGAUGUUUGGGCAUUUGCAGUGACAUUAUGGGAAAUAUUAAAUUUAGGCAGACAUAUACCCUAUGAAAAUUUAUCAGACGAACAAGUUAUUGAUAAUUUACAUCGUUUUCAUCCAAACAAUACAAGAUGCAAUGAUAUUAACAAUAAAAAAAUAAUAUUUGAAUAUUUACCAAAACCAAAAACAUCAAGCAAAGAUAUCGAUGAUUUAAUGCUCGAAUGUUGGCGUCGUGAUGAAAAUGCAAGACCAACAUUUCGUGAAAUAUCACUUUUUUUACAGCGAAAAAAUCUGGGAUAUGCACCAACAAUUAAUUGUUAAAAAAAGCAACUAUAAUAAACUAACGAAUUCCAUAGUAAUAACAAUCUUUUAAACGAAUAAAAAUAAAAAUCGUUCGAUAGAAUCAGCGAAAUGAACAAUCACAAUCGAAUGUGUUAAUUGUGUUAUUAAAAAACGAAAAACUAAAUGAAAAAUUAUCGCAAUAAAUUUAUGAUAAACAUAUAUUUACUAUAAUUAAUAUUUUUAAUUUAAUUAAAAGAAUAAUUUAAAUUUUAUUUUGUUAUUUUGCCGAUGAAAAUCAUUAAUUUAUUAAGAAAAAUAAUUUUUAAUCGAAAAAAAAAAAAAUCCACAUGCAAUAAAAGUUAAGUUUGAUAAUAAUAUAUAUAUAAAAUAAAAAAAAUUUAUUUACAUAUCAUUUUAAUUUUAUAAUUAUUGUAUUAUUAAAUGCCAAAUUAAAUACGAAGCAAUAUUCGUAAUUGUACAAUUAAUUAUUGCAAAGACAAUUGAUAAAAAAAAAAAAGAAAGAGAAAAUAAAAAAAUUGCUUUGGUUUAUAAAAAUAUAGAGGAUCGUAUAAAAAAUUAAUAAAUUAAAUAAUUAAUUUAUAAUUAAACGUGAUUAUUAUUAUUUAAAACAAUUGCAACAAUUGUAUGUUAUUAUAAAUAAAAAAAUGAGAGUUUUUUAUUAUUGUAAAUAAAUUAUAUUAAAUUAUUGAUAGCCGGGAUCAAUGAAUGAAAAUUUAAACAAUUAAAAAUGAGGAAAUAAUAAAAUUUUAAUUACUCCGACUAUAUAAGUGAGGAAAAGUUUGAAUUUAAUAAUUUAAAGAAAAGAAAAUAGAUAUAUAAUAUGUCCAUAUAAAUGUAAAUGAACAAUGUGACAAUUUUAUUUGAAAUUUAUUCAGAUGAACAACAACGAUGAAUCAAUAAAGUUUCUUCAAUGAAAAAAA
Molecule: messenger RNA, 6540 nt
Organism: Aphidius gifuensis
Lineage: Eukaryota; Metazoa; Arthropoda; Insecta; Hymenoptera; Braconidae
Product: discoidin domain-containing receptor 2-like
Biological process (GO): protein phosphorylation; positive regulation of kinase activity; cell surface receptor protein tyrosine kinase signaling pathway
Cellular component (GO): signaling receptor complex
Molecular function (GO): collagen binding; protein tyrosine kinase collagen receptor activity; ATP binding
Source: RefSeq, a predicted model, not a curated record